AUGGAGGAGUUCGACGAAGCUGAUGUAUUGUGGCCCGACGAUGCUCGUGGAGCAGAUGAGCUCGCUGAGCAGCAGCAUGCCAGGCGGGGAUCACGACAGAAGGCGUCCAGCCCCGUCGAGAUCCCUUCAAGACCUCGAGCUGCUCAUCGUACGAUCCGUGACGGUAGAGAUGACGCCAAAAGUAGCAGCGGUGAUGGUGAUGAUGAUGGCAGCGGUGACCACAGAGUUCCGCCGCACAUCAUCGUGGCCCGGAGGAAGACGACCUUCUCGGUGUGCGUCGGCGACGGCAGGACGCUCAAGGGACGGGAGCUUUGCCAUGUCAGGAACUCGAUCCUCCGGAUGACCGGAUUCCUGGAGAGAUGA
Musa acuminata AAA Group (dessert banana) is the source of this 363-nucleotide messenger RNA. RefSeq names its product protein S40-1-like. Bases 1 to 363 code for a protein of 120 amino acids. NCBI's taxonomy places the organism in Eukaryota, Viridiplantae, Streptophyta, Magnoliopsida, Zingiberales, Musaceae. The record is from RefSeq and is a predicted model, not a curated record. The transcript has a single exon.